Messenger RNA from Dryobates pubescens (Downy woodpecker), 2646 nucleotides. RefSeq names its product protein phosphatase 1 regulatory subunit 10 (gene PPP1R10). Bases 168 to 2639 code for a protein of 823 amino acids. The transcript is spliced from 20 exons. The record is from RefSeq and is a predicted model, not a curated record. Gene Ontology annotation, cellular component: nucleus. Gene Ontology annotation, molecular function: metal ion binding. Lineage: Eukaryota; Metazoa; Chordata; Aves; Piciformes; Picidae.
UCCCCCCCCGAGAACCAAAAAGUUGCCUUUUUUGAGAGCCAUGACCCAAACCCGAGCGUUUUUUUGCCUCUAACACCACCACCACCACCAACCACCACCAAAUGCCACAACCCAACCCUUGAAGCGCUGUCGGCGAGCAAAAUAAUUGGCCUCUAGGUUUUCCUGCCAUGGGCUCGGGCCCCAUCGACCCCAAGGAGCUCCUGAAGGGCUUGGAUUGCUUCCUGGGCCGCGAUGGAGAGGUCAAGAGCAUGGAGGGCAUCACCAAAAUCUUCAACCUGAUGAAGGACUCGCAGAAGCUCGUGAGCCGCUGCAUCUACCUGAACAUCCUGCUGCAGACUCGGGCCCAGGACAUCCUGGCCAAGUUUAUCCGGAUCGGGGGUUACAAGCUGCUCAACACUUGGCUCACCGCCUCCAAAGCCACCAACAAUGUUCCCUUCCUGCAGCAGAUCCUCCUCACCCUGCAGCACCUCCCCCUCACUGUGGACCACCUCAAACAGAACAACACAGCCAAGCUGGUGAAGCAGCUCAGCAAAUCCAGCGAUGAUGAAGAGCUGCGACGCUUGGCCUCCAUCCUGGUCAGUGACUGGAUGGGAGUCAUCCGCUCCCAGAGCAGCACCCAGCCAGCUGAACGGGACAAGAAGAAGCGGAAGGAGGAAGGCAAAGGCAAGGCCCCGGUGCAGGACAAGCCCCAGGAGGCUAAGGCUGAGGCUAAAGCUGAGGAGAUGCCAGAGAAGAAGAGGGAGAAGCCCAAAUCCCUGCGGACCACAGCUCCCAGCCACGCCAAAUUCCGCUCCACUGGCCUGGAGAUGGAGAUGCCUUCCUUGGUGCCUGUGAAGAAAGUGAACUCUGCCUCCAGCAGUGACAAAUACAACCUGAAACCUAUGCCCAUCAAGAGGCAGAACAUUUCCCUGCCUGGGGACCUGCCCCCAGCCGAGAAGAAAUACAAACCCCUGAACACAGCUCCCAACGCCACCAAGGAGAUCAAAGUCAAGAUCAUCCCUCCCCAGCCCAUGGAGGGCCUUGGCUUCCUGGAUGCCCUCAACUCCGCUCCCAUCCCUGGCAUCAAGAUCAAGAAGAAGAAAAAAGUUCUGUCCCCUACAGCUGCCAAGCCCAGCCCCUUCGAGGGGAAGCCCCCAGCCGACGCCGGCUCCACCAAAGCCAACUCCCCGGAGCCCAGCGCCGCCGCGGAGCCGCUGGAGUCGGAGCGGCCUGGCACCCCGGUGCCAGCUGUGGAGGUGGCAGAGCCAAUGGAGACUGGCUCAGCAGAUGCAGGAGGGGACCCCAAAGGCAAUGAGCUUGGCUCAGAAGGAGGCCAACUGAGCAAGAAGGGGAGGAAGAAGAAGACAGUGACCUGGCCUGAGGAGGGCAAGCUGAGGGAGUACUUCUACUUCGAGCUGGAUGAGACUGAGAGAGUCAACGUCAACAAGAUCAAGGACUUCGGGGAGGCUGCCAAGCGGGAGAUGCUGCUGGACCGGCACGCCUUCGAGACCGCGCGGCGCCUCAGCCACGACGCCAUGGAGGAGAAGCUGCCCUGGGCCUACCCCAAGCCGCUGGACCUGCCUGCGCCCCUGGUGCUGCCCGGCAGCGGCAGCCGCGAGCGCUUCACCCAGGCCGAGAGGGUCAAAGGCAUCCUGCAGGAGCUCUUCCUCUCCAAGGAGAGCGUCCCAGACAGCCCCCACGAGCCUGACCCAGAGUCCUACGAACCUCUGCCGCCCAAACUGAUCCCUCUGGACGAGGAGUGCUCCCCGGAGGAGAUCCCCUUCGGCGAGGAUCCCGGCGGCUCCUCCUCUCCCUGCCCCGAGGGCUCCGGCGGCCUGGGGGGGCCAGGCGCCCCCCCCCCGGGCACCAAGCUGCCCCCGGUGCUGGCGAACCUGAUGGGCAGCGUGGGGGCAGGGAAGAGCCCCCAGGGCCCCGCCCCAGCCCCCCCCAUCAACAUGCAGGAGAUCCUCAGCUCCAUCAUGGGUGGUCCCAGCCCCCACAAGGCCGAGGAGCUGCUCAAGCAGCCGGACUACUCCGAGAAGAUCAAACACCUGCUGGGCAACCUGCAGGGCCCGGGGCCUGCCGGAGUACCCCACGGGCUGCUGGGCCCAGGCCCCAUGGCCAACGGCUUCCCCCCAGGCCCCAAGGCCAUGCAGCACUUCCCCCCGGGGGGGCCCAUGCCCGGACCCCACGGAGGCGGUGGGGGAGGUCCCAAUCACCCCCCGGGCCCGGGCCUGCCCGGGGGCCCUCGUUCUGGGACGGUCCCGACGGGGGGGGGGGGGUCCUUAAGAGGAGGCCCCCCCCCUCCUCCUCCCCACGGCGGCGGCGGCAUGCGGGGGGGGGGCCCCUUCCACCGGCCCCGGGGGCGAAGCGGCGCCGAGCCCCACCCCUACCGAUGCCGCGGAGGAGGGGGCGGGGGGGGACGGAACGGGGGCCCCCCCAAUGGCGGCGGCGGUGGUUCCAGGGGGGGGCCCCCGGUGAGCCACGGCGAGCACGGCAGAGGCCACCCCGGAGACCACCCCCGGGGGCACGGCGGGGGCCACGGAGGAGACAUGUCGAGCCGCGCCGUCUGUCGCCACUUCAUGCUGAAGGGCAGCUGCAGGUACGAGAACAACUGUGCCUUCUACCACCCCGGCGUCAACGGCCCCCCCCUGCCCUAGCCCCUGC